Humulus lupulus (European hop) is the source of this 528-nucleotide messenger RNA. RefSeq lists its product as uncharacterized. Bases 1 to 528 code for a protein of 175 amino acids. NCBI's taxonomy places the organism in Eukaryota, Viridiplantae, Streptophyta, Magnoliopsida, Rosales, Cannabaceae. The transcript is spliced from 2 exons. Gene Ontology annotation, molecular function: zinc ion binding. The record is from RefSeq and is a predicted model, not a curated record.
AUGGCUGAAUUACAGAAAAUUAGCCCUGAAAUGACCACUUAUCUUUUGGAAGCAAAACCAGAAAAAUGGGCUCGGCCAUUCUUUCCAACGAAGAGGUAUAACAUUCUUACAAGUAACAUUGCCGAAUCUAUAAAUGCAGCAAUUGUGCAUGCGAGAGAAUUGCCUAUAACGUCGUUAAUAGAAGCUAUAAGAGAGAUGCUUCAAAGAUGGUUUUCAACAAGAAAAGAAGCAGCAAUCAACCAAUUUGUUGAGGUGACAAAAUGGGCAAAUGAUGAAAUGGAGAUCAAACUUUAUGUGGCAUUUCGAAUGAAGGUGGAUGCAAUUGAUGCAAUGAAAUCUAGUGUCACAUAUGGUGAUCGAGUGUUUGUUGUCGACUUGGAACAACAUAUGUGCACAAGUAAUGAAUUUCAACUAGAGGGAAUUCCAUGUGCACAUGCUAUUGCAACAAUUGAAAGCAAGUACUUGGACAAGUACAAAUUUUGCUCAAAUUGGUAUAAAAAUUCUGUUUUGAAAGAGACAUAUGCAUGA